This is a messenger RNA of Amblyraja radiata (thorny skate), 4183 nucleotides long. Its product is annotated as protein-glutamine gamma-glutamyltransferase 2-like. Gene Ontology annotation, biological process: peptide cross-linking. Lineage: Eukaryota; Metazoa; Chordata; Chondrichthyes; Rajiformes; Rajidae. Gene Ontology annotation, molecular function: protein-glutamine gamma-glutamyltransferase activity. Gene Ontology annotation, cellular component: mitochondrion. The transcript is spliced from 13 exons. The record is from RefSeq and is a predicted model, not a curated record. The coding region runs from base 221 to 2287 and encodes 688 amino acids.
CUUUCCACAACUUCAGGAAAUUUUGAUGUGCAUAUAUCAUUCGUCAUGGUACUCGGUCACACUUUCGAUUCAUGACAAGUUGAGGUGGGGCGCGUAGAUUUGACUAUAAAAGUUUCCAGUCCAGACCAAAGACCAUAGAGCUCUGUGAUCUUUGGUCCGGGUCGUGACUUCGCUCAGUACGAGUGGACGGCAAUAUUAGCGGAUACAUCACUCGAGGAAAAUGUCUCAAACUUUGACAAUGGCAACUACAGAUUUGCAGUGCAAAGUGAAUAACACAGCGCACAAUGCGGACGAAUUCGGCUUCGAACGACUGGUUCUGAGGCGGGGUAGUCGUUUCACCAUCACUGUGAAUUUCAUGUUCAGGGGAUACCAGCCAAAUGAUGACAAGGUCUCCUUCAUCGUGCAAACAGGUGUGGAGGCUUCAGGGGCAUUUGAAAAAAUCACAUUUCCACUUUCAAAUACACUGGCUGAAAAUUCAUGGAAUGCUGCCCUUGUAAGCAACGUUGGAAACCAGUUAACCCUGUCCAUUUGCUCACCGUCCACCAGCAAGAUUGGUCACUUCUCCUUGAAUAUGAUGUGCUCAACAAAGGACCAAUCUAGUAUAUUUAAUCUGGGAGAAUUCAUCUUGCUCUUCAACCCCUGGUGCUCAGCUGAUGCUGUUUUCCUGGAUGCUGACGAUAAACGCAGAGAAUAUGUGCUGAAUGACCAGGGGUUGACAUAUUAUGGUACACAUAAACAUAUUUCGGCCUCAGCCUGGAAUUUUGGACAGUUUGAACAUGGCAUUGUGGAUAUUUGCCUGAAACUCUUGAACGCCAGCAAAAACUAUGAUGAUAAUCCAAAAGAAGAUUUCUCCAAAAGAAAUGAUCCUAUUUACAUCAGCAGGAUUAUAUCUGCUGUGGUGAAUUGCAAUGAUGAUAAUGGGAUACUAUUGGGUAAUUGGGGCAGUGACUAUUCAAAAGGAAUAGCUCCAACACAGUGGAAUGGAAGCAUUUCUAUCCUUCGCAAAUGGAAUGAAUUAGGGUGCCAGCCUGUACGCUAUGGGCAAUGUUGGGUGUUUGCCGCAGUUGCCUGCACUGUUUUGAGAUGUUUGGGAAUUGCCACUCGACACAUCACAAAUUUCAACUCAGCCCAUGACAAGGAACAAGAUUUGAAAAUUGAUACCUUCUGCGAUGAGAGUGGAAGAACGUUGAACUUAACAAAAGAUAGCAUGUGGAACUACCAUUGCUGGGUAGAGUGUUGGAUGACACGCCCUGACUUGAAGCCAGGCUAUGAUGGUUGGCAGGUUCUGGACCCAACUCCACAGGAAAAGAGUGGAGGUGUGUUCUGCUGUGGACCUUCUCCUCUCAAAGCCAUUAAAAAUGGAGAUAUUGAUCUGAAAUAUGAUACCCCAUUUGUCUUUGCUGAAGUCAAUGCUGAUUGUGUGACAUGGCUAGUCUAUAAAGAUGGUUCAAAAAGACAGAUUAGUGUCAACCAUCAAUUAGUUGGUCAGCACAUCAGUACAAAGGCUGUUGGCAGAGAUGAACGCGAGGAUCUCACACACAAUUAUAAAUACGCAGAAGGUUUACAGGAAGAAAGGGAUACUUUCAAUAAAGCAGAUGCGAAACUCAAUUUACCGACCAAAUUGGAUAAUACGAUGACUAUAAAACUGAAUGCAAGCCAAACCAACCUGAAUGGACAGAAUUUUGAGACCUCUGUUGUUGUUAAAAAUAACACUUCAGUGGUGAAGAAUUGCAGGCUCAUGUUCUGUGCCCAAACCAUCUUGCACAAUGGGAAAUCAAUUCAGGAGUGUGGAUGGAAAGAUUUGGAGAGCUUCAAACUUGGACCUCAGGAAGUAAAAACCGAGACCUUUCAGGUGCGUUAUUCAGACUAUAGCAAGUCCAUAACAGAACACAAUCAGAUUUGCAUCACGAGCCUUGUUAUAGAGUACGACGCAAAUGAAGUCCUGGUUGCCAAAAAAGUGAUCACACUGCAGAAUCCAGAACUGGACAUUAAGAUCAUAGGAGAACCAGUACAGUAUCGAGAAAUCGUGGCGGAAAUUUGCUUUACUAACCCGCUGCCAGAGCAUCUGUAUAAUGGGGUCUUUCAUGUGGAGGGAGCUGGCCUCACUGAAGAACAGGUGCUUCAGUGCCCGGUUAAGUCAAUUAGCCCAGGCCAGCAAGUAAAGAUAAGGACAAAAUUCACACCUCAGAAAUCAGGCCUGAGAAAAAUGAUUGUGGACUUCGACUGCAACAAGCUGAAAGAUCUGAAGGGUUACAAAAACAUUAUUAUUAAACCAUCUCCUAAAUAGUGCCAAUCAUACUGAAAGAAAUGCUGUAUCUGAGAAUGCAACUUUAAAAAAGACUGGGUAACUCAGCAGAGAUUAACUAUUGCAUUCCCUUGUCUCUUAAAAAUUACUUCAAUGAUAAAUUAUAUUUUUGUGAUAAAAUGAACCACUGUUGUGUUGCAUUGUUCCAUUAUUUUGUGCUCUUAUGAACAGACAAAACCAGGGGGAAGGAAGAGGCUUGUGUUUCUCAUAAAACUUCAGAACACCUGUUAGUAUUUUUGUUGGUGCUUCCUGUUUGUCAGCUCAGCUUUUUGAUACACUGGCAGCCUGCAACACGAGGAUCAGCAAAUGGGCAAAAAGCAAUAGGGAAGCAUUGAGACUACAGAAAGCUUGUGGUUUGGCGACUAGUCAACUGAUGCGAUGAUGCCAGAGGUUGGGGUGAGAUCAUACCUUAUAAUUAAGAACAUAAUGAUCAGUUGCUGGCUGACUUGCUGAGUCUUUCCAACAUUUUUUGAAUUUAUUUCAGAUUUCCAGCAUCUGCAGUGCUUUAAUUUUUAUUAUUUGUUGAUGAGGAACAUAAUUAAGAACAUGUAGAAGUUCACAUGGUAUCUUCCAAACUUCCCCAAUUAAUCAUAUCUGCACAGUCUUCUAUUCUCUACUUAUCUAUGCCUUGUUGUCUUUCAAUGAAACAAAUAUAUAACAGGAGAAUUUAUAUUUUUCAUGGGUUGGGCAAGCGUAGUCAGGGUCUGGGGUGGGGUGGUUAGUUUAUGGGCGGCUUGUGAAAUACCAUUCCAAUUAUCCUGAGACAAAGCUGUGUUGUAUGUAGUAGGCCAGGAAUGUUAACCUGCUUUCUUAUCAAACCUCCAGCUGCUGAGAAUUAAGAUUGUUUCCAAACAUCUGGUCUCUGCAUUUGCAUUUGUCCUGCAUUUCUUCUGUUAUAUUCCACGUAAGAUGCAGCUUAUCUGAGAGGCUUCAUUGUCCGCCAGAGGCCACCGUGUGUGGGCCUCUUUAUACAUGAGGCAGGCAUCAUGUAGUUGCUGCGUGACAACUCUUCACAUGUAUCAUUUAAAGAGAGUAGGCAAUCAAAUAUUAGGUCGUCAUAUCAUGGCAGUAAUAGCUAUUCAAGAAUGUUAAGACACUGAACCAAAUUACUAAAGUUUUCUAUCAGAAGCAAUCCUCUUUGAAAACAAAAGGACACAAAGUGCUGGGUUAACUCAGUGGGUCAAGCAACACCUAGAGAACAAAGAUAGGUAUGUUUUGGCUCCGGACGCUUUAAUAGUGUAGGGAUCCAAUCCGAAACAUCACCUAUCCAUGCUCUCCAGAGAUGCUGCCUGACCUGCUGAGUUACUCCAGCAUUUUGUGUCCUUCUGUGCAAACCAGCAUCUGCAGUUCCUUGUUUCUGCACUCUUAUUUUGGAAGUUAAUUCCAAGGCCAAUCCAUUAACAUGAGCAUAAAAUAAAAAUUGGCAUGUUAGUGCAGUUCAAAAGUAUUUUGCCUCUAAUUGUAAAUGCUAUCAUGAAACCUUGGCCAUUUAUUACAUUGUUGGCGUGACAGGGUUAUUCCUGCAUUUCCUUGCAUUAUAACAAUGACAGUACUUAAGAAGUGUUUUCCAAGCUAUGAAGCAGGUUCGGUUACGAAUGCGAAUGCCUUCAACAUUUACGUUUAAAUUAGCUGUUGAAAUUGCCCAGUCGAACAAUGGAAUGUACAUUGAGGUCAAGAACUAUGAUGAUAUGUGUUAUUUUAAUGGAAACAGCAAUUUCUUUGUGUGACCUAAAUAUAAACUUUGACUGGGUAACGUCCUUAUUAUUGUUACAAGGUAAUCUGCUUAUUAGAUUUUCUUUUGCUUUCAACAUAAACAUUUUAUAAAUCAUAAUGGAAUUUUGCUAAUUAUCCAAUCAAUAAAAUGUUUUACAAAGAGUA